Molecule: messenger RNA, 1475 nt
Organism: Harpia harpyja (harpy eagle)
Lineage: Eukaryota; Metazoa; Chordata; Aves; Accipitriformes; Accipitridae
Gene: TMEM109
Product: transmembrane protein 109
Exons: 4
Coding region: 44-850 (268 amino acids)
Biological process (GO): intrinsic apoptotic signaling pathway in response to DNA damage by p53 class mediator; cellular response to gamma radiation
Source: RefSeq, a predicted model, not a curated record
UUGGGGGUGUGUAUCUCUGUUGCCAUAGCGACCGGCUCCCGGCAUGCAACGGGACGCCGUCGCUGCGGACUACAGCUCCCGUCGUGCCCCGCGCUCCGGCCCGCCCGGCUCCACAGCGCCCCCUUGCGGUGGCGAGACCCCGGGGUCCAAAAUGGGGGGCGACGUGGGGUGCCGGGCCUUGUUGGCCGUGCUGCUCUGGAUCCCCUUUCUCGGGGUGACAGCGGGGGACCGGGCGGAGGACGGCCGGGACGGUUUUCGAGGCUCCGCCGCCGAUGCCGCCGCCGCCGCCGAUGACCUGCUGUCGCGGCUGGGCCGAGCCGCCUGGGCGACCCUGGAGAGCUGGGUGGGCCCCCAGCCCCUGCGGCUGGUGGCGGAGAGCCUCGCCGCAACCCUCUGGAUCGUGUCCUCGGGGAUCUCGGCAGCCCUGACCACGCUCUGCGGGAUCCUGGGGGAUCUCCUGGCCGCCUCCGGCAUCAGCGGGGACCGGCUGGUACGUUCGGUGACGUUGGGCCCCGGCGAGGUGCAACGGGUGUUGCUGUGGGGUCUGGCCGCCCUGGUGGGUUCCUGGUUGCUGUCGCGGUUGUGGGGGCUGCUGCUGCGGGCGCUCCGCUGGGUGAAGCUCUGCUUCUUCCUGGGUGCCUUCCUCCACGUCGCGGUGUCCCGGGAGAGCCCCACGGUGCAGGCGGGGAUGUUGCUGGGGCUGUGGGUGCUCUACACCCUCUUGGGGUGUCUAGUGGGACCCCCCAGCCCCAGCCCCCAGCUGGAUGCUGCCGUGCGCAGCCUAGAGUGGAAGGUGGAAGAGCUGCGACGGCGGCAGAAGUGGGGGGGGCCCCGUAACCGGGAGGAGUGAGGCCCCCCCCUCCCCGGGACAGCCCACCCUGCUGCAGCGUCCCCAGUGCACCCCAUCGGCUUGGCUCCGUCCCCCCAAGCAUGCGUCCUCCCUGCUGAGCCCCCGCGCCCCUUCCUCUGCCCCCCACCGCUGCCCCAGUUCACCCUGGGGGUGCUGCUCCCGUUAGCCCCCCCCGACACGAACCCCCUGUCCUGCUGGGGGCACAGAGGAAGGGCCCCUCCCUCGAUGCAGCACCCCCAAAAUUGGAGGCCCUCCUCCGUGCGUACACACCACAGUGCCUUCACGUAAGCCAAGAGUGCCUUCUCCUGGGGUGGGGGUCCUGCUAUGGCCCUGGCAGCCCCCUAUGCCCCCCCAGACCCAGAUCCAGGCCCACCACGGAGGGGAGGAGAGUCCUAAUCCCCACUCGCCCAUCCAGCCGGCUCCGGUAAUGGCUCGGCACGUAGAGGGGAACCCACUCCCCACCCUGGGCAUCUCCCCAGCCCAAAACGGGGGCUCUGCUCGCGCAGGGGGGGUCGCAGUCCCCCUCAGGGCUAGCGGCCGGGCCCCGCGUUGUCAGUCCUUGGGUUUUAAGCUGCUUUUUAAACUGUUUUGAUAUGUGGUUCUGAAUAAAUACGGUUUCAUCCUG